Molecule: messenger RNA, 1701 nt
Organism: Triticum turgidum subsp. durum (durum wheat)
Lineage: Eukaryota; Viridiplantae; Streptophyta; Magnoliopsida; Poales; Poaceae
Source: the annotation of a GenBank genome assembly
AUGCCGGGACGCGGCGGGGAGGAGGGCGCGGCGGUGAGGCUGGCCAGGAUCCGCAAGCGCCGCGCGCUGUCCUCCUCCGACGCCUCCAACGCGGCGAGGAGGCUGAGGUCCAGGAGGCCUGCGGUGCUGCUGAUACGCAGGGGGAGGGAAGGAGGCGCGGCCAUGUCGGACUCGUCGUCCCGGAGCCGGCAUUGCCGUCGCCAGGUCGCCGACGGCGCGUCGGCGAGGAGGCUCGUCACCGCCUUCUGGCAGUCGGACAAGGACAGGCUGUUCGGGGAGGAGCAAGAUGUCCUGCUCAUGGACAAGGACGCGUCGGCGCGCCGGAGCCUGGUUCCUCGGAGCAACGCCUCCACGGAGGUUUCCAAGAGCUCAAGAAGCAGGACCAAAAUCAAAAUGUUUGAGGAGGCCGGUGGCCGGAAGGGGAGCUGCCACAACGGCCAUGGACAGUGGCCUUCAGCAGAUGUCAACUGCAGCGCAAUGGAGAUUGGCACACACCCUCAAGACGAUGUUUCAAGAUGCCCUGAAGAGAAAGCAACCCAGCUGAAGGAUCUGUAUAACAGCUUGAUUGCGUCCAAGGAGCUCGCCAAGGUGCUAGCACACAUCUGGGGAGAGCUGAACCCAUCAACCGUCUCACUCAUCUCUGCGCUGCGCUCCGAGCUCGAUCUUGCGCGCGCCCACGUGCGAAGGCUCAUCAAGGAGCAGAAAGCAGAGCGCAGCGAGAUCGACGACCUGAAGAAGGAGCUCGUGGAGGAAAUGGAGGCCUGGAAGGCCAAGCAGAAGGAGAAGGCCGCGACCGCCCUGCAGUACGUCGUCACGGAGCUGGACAGCGAGAAGAAGUCGAGGAGAAGAGCAGAGAGGGCGAACGAGAAGCUCGGCGCCGCAUUGGCCGACGCCGAGUCCUCGCUGCGCGCGGCCAACAAAGAGCUGGAGAGGGAAAGGAAGUGCAGAGGGAGGGUGGAGAUGAUGUGCGGCGAGCUCGUGAGAGGCAUCGGCGAGGACAGGGCCGAGGUGGAGGCGCUCAAGAGAGAAGCUGAGGACUCGCAACGGGAGCUGGAGAAAGAGCGGGAGAUGCUCCAUCUCGCGGACGAGUGGCGCGAGCAACGGGUUCAGAUGAAGCUGCUGGAGGCGCGGCUUCAGUUCGAGGAGAAGAACUCGGCGCUCACCCAGCUGCACGACGAGCUGCAGGCGUGUCUGGACGCCAAGAAGGGCCAGGAGCCUGAGAAAACCGAUCAGAUGCCAUCAGCCCGUGCGUCUGAAAAUGGAGGCGCUGCCUCUGGCCCUGUUCCAGCUCCAGACAAUGCUGGUGACGGAGGAUUCAGUGAGGAUUGCGACUCGGAGGGGAGUGACAUGCACUCGAUCGAGCUGAAUGUCGACGGCAACGGCAAUUUGCAUACCUGGAGCUACACUCCUUCGUCGAGGCGCGACCGGAGAGUGGGUGCGACGACGCAUGGAUCGUUUCCGGAGGACAGACGGACGGAUGAUGCCGGCUCGCGCGGCGGCGACCGGAAAACGUCCCGGGAGACAGAUGACGCGCUGGAGGGGGACUGGGCAGAAGGGUGCAGCCACGGAGUGCUCAACUUUGAUCAUGACGAGGAGAGGUACCAGGCCAUCAAGGAUCUCAGGGAGCAGAUGCUGGCUGGAUCUGGGCUCCUCAUGUCACAGGGCAGAGAAACUGCUCAAAGUCAGUACUGUAUCUUCUGA